AUGUCCAAACUCAUCGUCAUAAUCGGCAUAACUGGCAACCAGGGCUCCUCCGUCGCCCACACCUUCCUCGCCUCCCCAACCUGGCGCAUCCGCGGCCUAACCCGAUCCCCCACCUCGCCCACCUCCCUCCACCUCUCCUCCCUCGGCAUCGAAAUGGUGCAAGCCGACCUCCACGACCCCUCGUCCCUUUCUCGCGCCUUCUCCGGCGCAAACCUAAUCUUCAGUGCCACCGACUUCUGGACACCGUUCUUCACGCCCAGCAACGCUGCUCGCGCUGCGGAGCUCGGGGUGCCCAUCGGACGGUACGCGUACGAGCUGGAAGCGGAGCAAGGGCGGAACAUAGUGGACGCGGUGGCGAAGGUGGUGGGCGGGUUGGAUGACGUGGGGUUUGUGGCGAGUACGUUGUGCAAUGCGCGCGAGGCCAGUGGGGGCAGGUAUAAGGAGCUGUGGCAUUUUGAUGGUAAGGCGCAUGUUUUUCCGCGGUACCUGGAAGAGAGAUAUGAGGAGUUGGCGCGCAAGACGAGUUAUCUGCAUACCGGGUAUUUUUAUACCAGUUGGAGGUAUAUGCCCGAGAGGUGGUUUGCGAAGUUGCCCGACGGUUCAGUUCAGAUGCAGUCCCCGACGUCUCCAGAUACGUUGAUACCCCAUCUCAACCCGCGGACGGAUGUUGGUCCUUUUGUACAAGCCAUGUUGCAGUUACCCCCAGGCUCGACGGUCAUGGCUGCGAGCGAAUGGUGCACAUGGCCAGAUUGGAUCAAGACUUGGGGUGAGGUGACGGGGGUAAAGACUAGUUACAAGCAAGUUAGCGUCGAGGAUUUCGACAAGGAGAUACCUGGAGGCGCGGGUAAGGAGAUUGGGGAAAUGUUUGAGUUCUCGAGUACUUGGGGGUAUAAUGCUAACCAAAAGGAUACGUUGAUGACGUGGGAUUUGGAAAAGAUGGGCGUACAUGUCCCGACAAUGAGCUUGAAGGAGUAUUGCGAAAAGGAAGAUUGGGUUGCAGCGGGCAUAUUAGCUCCUUGA
Messenger RNA from Bipolaris oryzae ATCC 44560, 1020 nucleotides. RefSeq lists its product as uncharacterized. NCBI's taxonomy places the organism in Eukaryota, Fungi, Ascomycota, Dothideomycetes, Pleosporales, Pleosporaceae. The transcript is spliced from 3 exons. The record is from RefSeq and is a predicted model, not a curated record. Bases 1 to 1020 code for a protein of 339 amino acids.